ACAAGCUGCAUAUCGAGCUGUAGUAGUUCGUAUGUAAAUUAAUUUAUCUACAAUUUAGCGCAGUCACCACCGGAAAACGCCAGAAAGUGUCGCGUGCGCGCUGUGCUGCCGUAAACCGAACCCGUAGCAGCACAUUUCAGAUCCAGAGGCCACAAACAUGUUCAGCAGAGCAGUAAAAUAGUCGACCAACAAGUAGCUCGAACAGCGCUAUCUGUAAGCACCAACGUUACACGAAAAAAAGGGGUCAGGUCUGGGGUUAUGCGGCGUUCAUGCUUGGAUCGAUUUCGUCAUGUUGUAUUUUAGCGUAGUUGUAAGCUGAUAUUGUGUGUUUUGUUCCGCGGUGUGUGUUAUGUGUUGACUGUAAAAGAGGACAGUGCGUCACCGUACAAGAUGGACACUGCCGAAGAAGGUGAUAUAUGUAGGGUGUGUCGAUCUGAGGGAACUCAGGACAAACCCCUCUACCAUCCCUGCGUGUGUACUGGAAGUAUUAAAUUCAUCCACCAAGAAUGCUUGGUGCAGUGGCUUAAACACAGCAGAAAAGAGUACUGUGAAUUAUGCAAGCACAGAUUUGCUUUCACGCCAAUUUACUCUCCAGACAUGCCUUCACGGCUCCCAGUGCAGGACAUUUUCGCAGGACUGGUCACAAGUAUAGGCACGGCUAUCCGAUACUGGUUUCAUUACACGCUUGUUGCCUUCGCUUGGCUGGGGGUUGUACCUCUAACAGCAUGUCGCAUCUAUAAGUGUCUGUUCACUGGAUCUGUAAGCUCCCUCCUGACUCUGCCCUUAGACAUGCUCUCCACAGAGAACUUGCUGGCCGACUGCCUGCAGGGCUGCUUUGUGGUGACCUGCACCCUCUGCGCCUUCAUCAGUCUGGUGUGGCUGCGGGAGCAGAUUGUUCAUGGUGGAGCCCCUUUAUGGUUGGAGCAGAACCAGCAGCAACCUGCCAAUGCUGCAGGACCGGCGAAUGAGGCCGCUGGCCAGGGUAAUGGGGGUGCUGAAAACCAGCCCAUGCCCGCACCGGCCGAACCUCAAGCAGAAAACGCUGCAGCGGCUGAAGCUCCUGACCUCCCCGCUGACCCUGCGGAAGAGAUGGAGCUGGAUAAUGAAGAUGAGGAGGAUGGAGGAGCCGAAGAUGUGGCGGAUGCCAACAAUGGAGCACAGGAUGAUAUGAACUGGAAUGCUCUGGAAUGGGAUCGUGCAGCUGAAGAGCUCACUUGGGAAAGGAUGCUUGGGCUUGAUGGGUCCCUGGUUUUUCUGGAGCAUGUGUUCUGGGUGGUCUCACUCAACACACUCUUCAUCUUGGUGUUUGCUUUCUGUCCCUACCAUAUUGGCCACUUCUCAGUGGUUGGACUUGGUUUUGAAGAAUAUGUUCGUGCCUCACACUUUGAGGGACUCAUCACCACUAUAGUUGGAUAUGUCCUUUUGGCCAUCACACUCAUUGUGUGUCAUGGAUUAGCAGCACUGGUGAGAUUUCAGAGAUCACGCCGCUUGUUAGGAGUCUGCUACAUUGUCGUAAAGGUGUCUCUUCUAGUAGUUGUAGAGAUUGGUGUGUUCCCCCUCAUCUGCGGCUGGUGGCUUGAUAUCUGCUCUCUGGAAAUGUUUGAUGCCUCAUUGAAAGACAGAGAGUUGAGUUUUGAAUCAGCCCCAGGGACCACUAUGUUCCUUCACUGGCUGGUGGGGAUGGUCUACGUCUUCUAUUUCGCCUCUUUCAUUCUUCUACUCAGAGAGGUUCUAAGGCCUGGAGUCUUGUGGUUUCUCAGAAAUCUGAACGAUCCAGAUUUCAACCCAGUGCAAGAAAUGAUACACCUACCAAUAUAUAGACACUUGAGACGAUUCAUACUAUCAGUGGUUGUGUUUGGCUCAAUCGUUCUUCUCAUGUUGUGGCUUCCUAUCCGGAUAAUCAAACACAUCUUCCCUUCAUUUCUUCCCUACAAUGUGAUGCUUUACAGCGACGCUCCAGUGAGUGAGCUAUCUCUGGAGUUGCUAUUGUUGCAGGUUGUUCUUCCUGCUCUAUUGGAACAGGGACAUACGCGGCAGUGGCUCAAAGGUCUGGUGCGAGCGUGGACCGUGACCGCUGGCUACUUGCUAGACUUGCACUCUUACUUGCUGGGAGACCAGGAAGACAAUGAGAACAAUGCCAACCAGCAAGCCAACAACAACAACAACCAGCAGGCCCGAAACAACGCCAUUCCUGUGGUGGGAGAAGGACUGCACGCUGCCCACCAGGCCAUACUGCAGCAGGGGGGCCCAGUGGGCUUUCAGCCCUAUCACCGGCCCAUGAAAUUCCCUCUAAGGAUUGUGUUGCUGGUUUUGUUCAUGUGCGUGACGCUGCUUUUGGCCAGUUUGGUGUGUCUCACGUUACCAGUGUUCACUGGACGCUGGCUGAUGUCCUUCUGGACGGGCAGUGCUAAGAUCCAUGAGCUGUACACUGCAGCGUGUGGGCUGUAUGUGUGCUGGCUCUCCAUCAGAGCGAUCACAGUGCUGCUGGCCUGGAUGCCUCAGGGGCGGAGAGUCAUCCUGCUCAAGGCUCAGGAGUGGACCCUCAUGAUUAUGAAGACACUGAUUGUGGCUGUGCUGUUGGCUGGAGUGAUCCCUCUGCUCUUGGGACUGCUGUUCGAGCUGGUGAUUGUAGCUCCUCUUAGAGUGCCGCUGGAUCAGACGCCUCUGUUCUACCCCUGGCAGGACUGGGCUUUAGGAGUGCUGCAUGCCAAAAUCAUUGCUGCCAUCACCCUCAUGGGUCCCCAGUGGUGGUUGAAGACCGUUAUUGAGCAGGUGUAUGCCAAUGGAAUCAGGAACAUUGACCUUCAUUUCAUCAUCAGGAAGCUGGCGGCCCCAGUCAUUGCUGUACUGCUGCUUUCUCUCUGCAUCCCCUAUGUGAUUGCUGUAGGCAUCGUCCCCCUUCUAGGAGUCACUAUGGAGAUGCAGAAUUUGGUGCAGAGGAGAAUCUACCCCUUCCUUCUGAUGGUAGUGGUGCUGAUGGGUAUCCUCUUUUUCCAAAUCCGACAAUUCAAGCGCCUUUAUGAGCACAUCAAGAAUGACAAGUACCUUGUUGGACAGAGACUUGUGAACUAUGAACGAAAAGCUGGCAAGCUCAGCACUACCACACACAGCAGUUCAGUGCAGGAGUAAAGAGUUUGGGAUUGCUUUGGAGUCACUCUUUUUGUGUGUGAGCGAGCGAGCAUGUGUGAGCAUGCAUGAAUGACUGAAUGAGCCUUUCUCUCCUGCUCCCUCUUUGUGCGUCCAUACAUCCAGCAUGCCCACUAUGACUGACUUCUGGCCUCUGACCCUGCCGCAAAAAAAGGGGGAAAGAGCCAUGUACAUAAAUGGGGCGAAAGAGUGAAUCCCUACAGCCAAAUGGAAAAAAUGAAAAAACAACAAAAAAAAUAUUAAGUAUGUGUAUUAAUUUAUUAAAUCUAGUUGUUACCUUAUUUGUGGAGCUUUGUUCGUGGCAAGACUCGACCCACAUGGUUCCUUUCAUCACCCUCGUGGAGAGGCCAGUCAGACUCCAGGGAUGAAAUGUCUGGGUCAUAAUGGAGCUGGACUGUCACAUUAGUACCUUUUUAUUUAUUAGUUUAGAAUUUUCAUUGAAAUACGAUCUUGGUGUUUUUGAAUGAGAGGGUCUUGUUUGAUUUGAUGCUUUCGGUAGCGUGUCUUACCUUCAUUUCUCGAUGCUUUAACCUCCCUAAUUUUAUGUGCAGAACAGAAGUGGAUGGAGGCGGAUUUAAUGGUUAUGCCACACCCAUCUGCUUCCUGUCAUGUGGAAAAGAGGGAAUUUAGUUUCACAAAACAGUUUGUCCACGACUGUUGUUGACCAAUUCAAGAACAUAGAAGCACAGAGUCAGUAUCUAGCAGCCGAAGCGUAGUUUGACGGUAGAGUUUAUGGCUCACAGUGAGCCGCAAAGCCGAUCUCUGCCUGCUAGCUCUUCGCUCAACUCCUUCAAAAUCCUUUCAAGUAGCUUAGAAGACCGUUUAGAGUGCUAAUUGCGUCAGUGGUUGAGCUAGCAUAUUUGUUUGCUGUUCAAGUUGAUAUCAUUGACCGUUGUAUGUCCGUCUCGUGCUCAGCAUGGCCUAGCAACACUUUCUCAUAGAUGUAACUCUGGCACGUACACAGGUUGUUGCAAUUUUUUAAUUUAAGAAAGCAUCUUUUAAGAGCAGCAAUAGUUUGGAAACACUUUAGACCAAAUUUGAAGUCCUUACUCGUAUAGGAGCUCACAAAAAUCCAUUAAACCGAUCAGAUUUUCAGCCGAAAUGUGGUUUAUUAUUCUUGCUUCGGUUCGGUAGAAGAGUUUCGUGUCUGUAGGUAAGGAGGAGAUCCUCAACACAUUUGUAAAUAAUGUAACUUUUCGAUUCUUCGUAGCAGAGUAUGUUUUUCUCCAUUUCAAAUUUGCUGCAUCUGUUACAGGUUCACGAUACCCGAAGAAUUUGUCUCAGACGGCUUUAGUGUUAAUCAGUGCUGAGAUUCUAUAAGUGACCUUAUAGUAUCUUAUUACACUGAAACUGGAUACUGUAUGCUUCUUGAUAGCUUGCUCUCCUCUGAAAGGCAAAUGUUCUAUUUUUAUAUGUGCAACUAGUGACACCGUUUUCAUGUUUGAUCAGCCAUUGAUUUGAUUUCUGAGGUCAGCUAGAAUCCAGGUAAAGGUAGUGGUUCAGCACUAAACACCUUUGUGUGUCUGGUUUACUAAGCCUUUUCCUUCUCAUAGCAUGUUUUUGAGAGAAUUAUUCAGUAUUCUGAAUGUUUUCAGACCUCCUCCUUGGAGGCUCUUGCUGUAAUAAUUACAUUCUCAUAAUGGCAGAUUUUUUUUUUGUUUGUUUGUUGAAAACUUUUAUUACAAAUAUU
This is a messenger RNA of Sinocyclocheilus anshuiensis, 4837 nucleotides long. Its product is annotated as E3 ubiquitin-protein ligase MARCH6-like. Gene Ontology annotation, biological process: ERAD pathway. The transcript has 26 exons. Bases 391 to 3129 code for a protein of 912 amino acids. The record is from RefSeq and is a predicted model, not a curated record. Lineage: Eukaryota; Metazoa; Chordata; Actinopteri; Cypriniformes; Cyprinidae. Gene Ontology annotation, molecular function: zinc ion binding. Gene Ontology annotation, cellular component: endoplasmic reticulum membrane.